This is a messenger RNA of Trichophyton benhamiae CBS 112371, 447 nucleotides long. RefSeq lists its product as uncharacterized. The record is from RefSeq and is a predicted model, not a curated record. The transcript is spliced from 2 exons. The coding region runs from base 1 to 447 and encodes 148 amino acids. NCBI's taxonomy places the organism in Eukaryota, Fungi, Ascomycota, Eurotiomycetes, Onygenales, Arthrodermataceae.
AUGGUUAUAUAUCAAAAAAAAGCCUUCUCCGAGCCGGAGGAUGAAAAGCUGCGGAAAAAGCAAUACCAGGGGAGACUUCUGCACUCCCUCCACCGUGCGCUCCAAUUUUGCAAAAAGGCAGCCAGCCCAAAGUCGCAGCUUGCAAAAAAGAAAGACGGACGACCCAGGACGAGACGGCAAGCUGAGCCACACUCUUCCACUGCCAGGAAAAAGCAACGACAGGGAGCCCAAAAGCCAAAAGCCAAAAUAAAAAAGAAAAAAAAGAAGGAAGGAAAAAAGGCCCAGGGUCAAACCACCGCGGAAUUAAAGGGCACUUCCUGUUUCAACUUCAGAUUUCGAGAUGGAACAAACGGAAGACGUGGCUCGUGGAAGCGUCUAGCCGGGCAGCAAGGGGGAGGGAAGAAGAAAUCCAGAAGAACCCACUAUCAGGGCAGAAGAAGAAUAUAA